This is a messenger RNA of Helianthus annuus (common sunflower), 2178 nucleotides long. Its product is annotated as protein NRT1/ PTR FAMILY 2.9. Lineage: Eukaryota; Viridiplantae; Streptophyta; Magnoliopsida; Asterales; Asteraceae. Gene Ontology annotation, cellular component: plasma membrane. Gene Ontology annotation, molecular function: transmembrane transporter activity. The record is from RefSeq and is a predicted model, not a curated record. Bases 227 to 1999 code for a protein of 590 amino acids. Gene Ontology annotation, biological process: transmembrane transport. The transcript has 4 exons.
UCAAAUGGUGAUUCUAAAACUAGUCCUGGUCCCGGUAAUAAGCAUAGACUUUUAAAGAACAGUAGUGUGUACACAAAUCAUACAAAUUUCAGAUUUAGAUGUGCAGUUUAAAAAAGCAUUAUUAAUUAAGUUAAUAAUAAAAGGUGUAUAUAUAUAUAAGCAAAUCUCACAACUAACAAACACCAAACCUACUUCCAUCACGCUCAUUCACAGAGUAGCUUCAACAAUGGAGAACCAGAAAGACGAGCAGCGAGUACCAGACGACAACGAGCCUCAACUCAAUUAUCCAGGAGUCAAAUCCAUGCCUCUCAUCAUAGGAAACGAAACAUUCGAGAAACUCGGAGCAAUUGGAACUCUUUCGAAUCUGUUAGUAUACUUAACAACGGUUUUCAACAUGAAGAGCAUAACCGCCACAACUCUGCUUAACAUCUUCAAUGGCACCACAAAUUUCUCCACUCUGAUCGGUGCAUACCUUUGCGACACAUACUUCGGUCGUUACAAAACCUUAGGUUUUGCUUCGAUCGCUUCAUUCGCUGGUUUACUACUGAUCGAUUUAACCGCGGUUUUUAAAGGCCUGCAUCCACCUGAAUGCGGAAAGAAAGAAGGCAGUCACUGCACCAGCGCCACACCGGCGCAAUGGCUGUUUUUACUAACCGGUUUCGCGUUGUUGAUAAUCGGAGCGGCUGGUAUACGGCCGUGUAAUCUAGCAUUCGGGGCGGAUCAGUUUAAUCCGAACACGGAGUCUGGUAAAAGAGGGAUAAACAGUUUUUUUAACUGGUACUUUUUUACGCUCACGUUCGCGCAGAUGGUGUCGGUUACGCUUGUGGUUUAUGUUCAGUCUGAUGUUAGCUGGCCGAUCGGGUUAGGGAUACCGGCGAUUUUUAUGUUUAUAUCGCUUGUGUUGUUUUUUGGUGGUACGAAAAUGUAUGUUAAGGUGAAGCCGCAGGGGAGUCCGUUUACGAGUAUGGCGAGGGUGGUAGUCGUGGCGGUGAAGAAGCGACGGUUGAAACUACCGCAACAACCGUGGUUGUCGCUAUUUAAUUAUCGCCCGCUGAAAUCUAUUAAUUCAGCUUUACCACACUCGAAUCAGUUCAGCUUUCUUAAUAAAGCGGCAAUCAUUACACCUGAAGACAAAAUCAACCCAGAUGGAUCAGCAUCCGACCCGUGGAAACUAUGUAGCAUCCAACAAGUAGAAGAACUGAAAUGUGUACUAAAAGUUGUACCCGUAUGGGCCGCAGCCAUCACAUACUCAAUAGCAAUGGCCCAACAAACCCAAUACGUUGUUUUCCAAGCCCUUCAAUCCAACAGAAAACUCUUCAACUUCCAAAUCCCAGCUGCUUCCUACACUGUAUUCACCAUGAUCACUUUAGUCAUCUUCGUACCCAUAUACGACCGCAUCAUCGUCCCCCAGCUCCGCCGCAUGACUGGCAAGGAAGGCGGUAUAUCACUCCUCCAAAGAAUCGGGUUCGGGAUAUCGUUAACGGUUUUAGCUUCACUCGUUUCGGCUUUGGUAGAGGGAAAAAGAAGAAACCUAGCACUUACAAAACCAACAUUAGGUUAUGAACCUCACCGAGGGGAGAUUUCGUCAAUGUCAGCAUUAUGGUUGGUUCCACAACUAUCGUUAGCUGGGUUUGCUGAGUCGUUUACUUCCAUCGGUUUGGUUGAGUUUUACUACAAACAGUUUCCUGAAAACAUGAGAAGCGUUGCCGGUGCGUUUUUCUUCUGUGGGAUGGCGGCAUCGAGUUAUUUAAACGGUUUCUUGGUGAUGAUUAUUCACCGCACGACAGAAGGUGCGGCCACUGGAAACUGGUUGCCAGAGGAUCUUAACAAGGGUAGAUUGGACUACUUUUAUUUCUUGAUAACUACUAUUGGAAUCUUGAAUUUAGGCUACUUUCUGGUUAUUUCAAGGUGGUACAGAUACAAAGAUACCAGUGCUGUCCAUAAUGGUGGUGCUGCCAUAUUGGAGAUGGAGAAGAAAUCUGAUAAAUCUCUAGUUUGAAAACUAAUAACUAUAUUUAUAUAUAGAAAAUGACACUAAUAGAAUCUAGAUUAUCAAGCUAUAGGAUCAAGUCAAAGUGUACUAAGAUUAUAUCGAUGUGUAUGUAUGUAUGUAUGAUGAUCUUUGUUUGGCCUCUAAACCAAUCUAUGCAGUACCCAGAUGAAGUUAUUAAACUUUCA